UUAAAAUAGCAUUUGUUUGCAUUGUCUGCAUUUUUUUUUAUUAUAUUGAGAGAAGUGAGAGUUGAUGAUUGUUCUUAUCACCAUCGAUUGAUUGAUUGAUCAUUUUAUCCAUAGUAAAUUUCAAAGAAAACAUUCCUUCUUGAAGAAUCUUAACAUUCGAAAUUUUAAUGAUAAUGAUGAAAGGAAAUAUUAUUAAAUUAUUUUUAGUAAUCAUUUCAUUUACAUUUACAUAUGAAUGUAUGGCAAGUGAUUCUUCCGAAAAACCAAAAGGACCGAAAGCAACCGAUAUUGUUACAUUUGAUAUAACAAUCGAUGGUGAAUCGGCCGGUAAAAUACGUAUCGGUGUUUUCGGUAAAACUGUACCAAAAACUGCCGAAAAUUUUAAACAACUUUGUAUCAAACAUCAGACUGAGAAAGCCGAAGAUGGCAAACUUGUCGGCUAUAAAGGUAGCAUAUUCCAUCGUGUCAUUUCGGAUUUUAUGAUACAAGGUGGUGAUUUUACACGUGGUGAUGGUACCGGUGGCCGUAGUAUUUAUGGUGAAAAAUUCCCUGAUGAAAAUUUUAAACUAAAACAUUAUGGUGCUGGUUGGUUAUCGAUGGCAAAUGCCGGUAAAGAUACAAAUGGUUCACAAUUUUUUAUAACAUGUAAAAAAACACCAUGGUUAGAUGGACGUCAUGUUGUAUUUGGUAAAGUAUUGGAAGGAAUGUCUGUGUUGAGAAAAAUUGAAAAAUUAGAAACCAAUCCACAAGAUCGUCCAAAAAAAGAAGUUAAAAUUGCCGAUUGUAGUGUUGAAACAUUAGCCGAACCUAUUUCAGUUGCACGUGAAGAUGCAACCGAAUAAAAAAUGGCAAAAUAAAAUGAAAGGAUUAAUAAUGGUGUGCCAUUAACGA
This is a messenger RNA of Dermatophagoides pteronyssinus (European house dust mite), 891 nucleotides long. Its product is annotated as peptidyl-prolyl cis-trans isomerase 5. Gene Ontology annotation, cellular component: intracellular membrane-bounded organelle; cytoplasm. Lineage: Eukaryota; Metazoa; Arthropoda; Arachnida; Sarcoptiformes; Pyroglyphidae. Gene Ontology annotation, molecular function: peptidyl-prolyl cis-trans isomerase activity; cyclosporin A binding. Gene Ontology annotation, biological process: protein folding; protein peptidyl-prolyl isomerization. The record is from RefSeq and is a predicted model, not a curated record.